This is a messenger RNA of Dicrocoelium dendriticum, 1188 nucleotides long. NCBI's taxonomy places the organism in Eukaryota, Metazoa, Platyhelminthes, Trematoda, Plagiorchiida, Dicrocoeliidae. The record is from the annotation of a GenBank genome assembly.
GAUUCACUGAUGGUCGAACCUCAUGGGUCUGUUGUUUAUCCUGGCCAGUCUGGGAGCAAUGCAUCCCCCUCUGAGUUAAAGGGUAUUCCAAAAGCGGCUUUUAUGGAAGAUGUCGACGAGUACAUGAAGGCGAAUAAUUUUACUACGCUGAUGGACGCUGGACGUUCGUUUGAGGAAUUGUAUCAGAAAUACAAAAUGAUUGAACAAGCCUUACUCCAACGAAAGAUCCGUUUAAUGCAACAAUUACCUGACAUACAGAAGACAUUGGCAGUAGUUCGGCAGUUGCAGAAGAAAAGUUCCGAUGUGGAUGUUACAUUCGAGGUUUCUAGUCAGUUGUUUGCUCGUGCACACAUUCCCAAAGCCGAUCGGGUCGGUUUAUGGCUGGGGGCCAAUGUGAUGCUUGAAUACGACCUGGAGGAAGCCGAUAAAAUUCUAGUCGAAAACGAACAGUCCGCGAAACAAUCUUUACUUGAUGUCGAUCGAACACUGGAGUAUUUGAAGGAGCAGACCACCACAGUCGAAGUCAACCUUGCUCGGUUGCAUAACUUAUCCGUGAAGCGUGGCAAACAGAACAAAGCCGGAACUGUUAGUACUUGAUUCCUUCCCAUGUUGUUGAAUGCGCCACCCAUCUACCAGUGUUAAUGGUCAUUUAUCUCUGAGGUCACGGAUCAAAGUGUAUUUUGUUCUACAUGAACCGUGAUUUGGGAACCGAUUACAUUUGUGUUCACCAAGUAUUGUUUGACUCACGAGUCCGCCACCCCCUUUUGUCUAUCAGUUGUAUUUUACAUUACCCAUAGUCCGCACGCGUUCUGAUAAAGUGUAUGCAUGGAUCCUUUUUCUUCUUUUUUGUCGACCGCUGAUAGAAAGCAUUACACGCCUGUUUUGUACUCCGGAGGUAACCGGUUCGAAUCCGUGUCGUUUCAGGCGGCCUCGCGGUAUAUUCAGCCCACGCGCAACUGGCGGUGUUCGAAUGGCAGCGAAACGCCGUCAGGAUUUGCUGGCGUAUUGCUGAUGCCUUUUUAUUGUUUCUUUUAGAAUUUCACAUUGCCGUUUGUUCGGUGAAUAUCAUCGUCACCACACACAUGUUUCGCGCGUGUGCUGCGGUACCUGCUCCGGUCGGAAGAGUGAAUAUUCGGUGUUGGCCGAUCUGCAUCGAUCGCGUGCUUGUCGGAGGAGCUGCGGUAAUGC